Rasamsonia emersonii CBS 393.64 is the source of this 2124-nucleotide messenger RNA. Its product is annotated as Cell wall glucanase. The record is from RefSeq and is a predicted model, not a curated record. The coding region runs from base 1 to 2124 and encodes 707 amino acids. The transcript is spliced from 2 exons. Lineage: Eukaryota; Fungi; Ascomycota; Eurotiomycetes; Eurotiales; Trichocomaceae. Gene Ontology annotation, cellular component: extracellular region; fungal-type cell wall; cell surface. Gene Ontology annotation, molecular function: glucan endo-1,3-beta-D-glucosidase activity; 1,3-beta-glucanosyltransferase activity. Gene Ontology annotation, biological process: cell wall organization.
AUGUCUGUCGGGAGAGAUGAUCAGAGACAGCAGGCCUGGGGUUCGCCAGGUGAUGUCUCCCCCAUCGACUCGUCCCAAUCGCAGCGCCUCAGUCAACUCUCCCCCGUGUCAGCGAAUGACUCGGAAGUCCGCCAUUUCCACCCGACUUCUCACCCGGACAGUGACUAUGACCGCUUGAGAAGCCAACGGUUUUCAGUGACGGCCAGCGACGAAAUCCCGCCUGUCCCUCCGCCGCAUGCCGAGCAAUCAGCUCCGAAUCUGGCUCACUCCAACUCGAUCCGGUCCAACGACACUGUCACCCCCGGUGUUGACAAUCUCGGACCUUCUGCCGCCGGUGGAGGGAUCGGUGGCAUCGCUCUGGGCGUCGCCAAUCGCAACGACCGCGAGAGCGAACUGGAGGCCAUGAGGAGCAUCGACGAAGGGGACACCGACCGGUUUUCCGGCUCUCCCGAGCGAGGCCUCAACGCCCCAGCGGAUGGCGUGCGAGCCCGCGACUCCUACAAUUCGAGUACUGCCCUGGGACCUGCGGCCGCCGCGGCGGGACAAGCGACGCCAGCGCAGAGGACGCCCAAUCUGCUGCCCUCCAAUCCCUCCCAGCAGAGUCUGGGAGAUCAAUUUCCUCAUCAUGGUUAUUACUCUGGUGGCGGCCUGUAUGAUGGGCCGUACCAGGGCUAUGGCUCGCGAACGGACCCCGGAUCGAUCAAUCCGGAUGAGAUCGCCGACGACGGCGACGAUGGCUUUGUGCCUGCUCCCCGGAGAUCGGCGCUGAGUCUGGGCAAGAAAUCCGGCAGUGACACUGGUUCUGCGGCCGCAGGAGGCGCUGCGGCUGGCGGUGUGCUGGGAGCCAUCGGCGGCAUCUUUAAUCGGCACGGUAACAAGGCCGGUGCAGCGUCCGGUCCUUCUUACGAUCCCGUUCCGGGAUCAGGGCUAGAAUCCUCCAGGGCAGAGAAGGACGCGUUGCUGCUUCAUGAAGCUCGAAAGAGGCGGAAGAGAUGGUUUUUGACCAUGCUGAUCGGGUUUGCCAUCAUUGCGGUCAUCGUUGGGGCGAUCGUAGGCGGAAUCUUGGGCAGUCGGAGAGACAGCGGCGAAGGCUCCGAGUCCGCCAACACCAGCACCGCUUCGGAGGACGAGAAUUCCAAUGGUGAUCUGAGCAAGGAUUCUCCCGAAAUCAAGGCGCUGAUGAAUAAUCCGAAUCUGCACCGGGUCUUUCCCGGGAUGGACUACACGCCGUGGGGGGUCCAAUAUCCGUUGUGUCUCCAGUACCCUCCCGAUCAGAACAAUGUCACCCGGGACAUGGCCGUGCUCUCCCAGCUGACCAACACCGUGCGGCUCUACGGCACUGACUGCAAUCAGACGGAGAUGGUGCUGCAUGCCAUUGACCGCUUGGGGCUGACCGACAUGAAGGUGUGGCUCGGAGUGUGGAUCGACACCAACACGACGACCAACGAUCGGCAGUUGCAACAGCUGUACAAGGUGAUCGAUGAGACAAAGGACAAGUCCAUCUUCCAGGGGGCGAUCAUCGGCAACGAAGCGCUGUACCGGGCGGGCCCCGACAUCCAGACGGCCGAGAAGAACCUGAUCGCGUAUAUGGAGAGCGUCCGGAGCAACUUCACACAAAGGAACUGGAACAUCCCCGUGGCGACGUCGGAUCUAGGUGACAAUUGGAAUUCUGAGCUGGUCCAGGCGUCUGAUUUCGUCAUGGCCAACGUCCACCCUUUCUUUGGCGGGGUUCCGGUCGACCAGGCUGCCAGUUGGACGUGGUCCUUUUUCCAGGAGCACGACGUAUCGCUGACCAAGGGGACCAACAAGAAGUCGAUCAUCUCCGAAGUGGGCUGGCCGAGCGGUGGGGGGAAUGAUUGCGGCAGCAAUCAGAAUUGCCCGAACAGCCAGGCCGGAUCGGUGGCAGGAAUCGACCAGAUGAACAAGUUCAUGUCGGACUGGGUGUGCCAGGCUCUGAGCAAUGGCACUAAAUAUUUUUGGUUUGAGGCAUUUGAUGAGCCGUGGAAGGUCAUCUACAACACUCCUGGGAAGGCCUGGGAAGACAAAUGGGGGCUGAUGGAUGCUGGGCGCAACCUCAAGCCGGGGUUGAAGAUACCCGACUGCAACGGGGCGAAAGUGAGCUAA